Aspergillus saccharolyticus JOP 1030-1 is the source of this 1811-nucleotide messenger RNA. RefSeq names its product cytochrome P450. The record is from RefSeq and is a predicted model, not a curated record. The transcript is spliced from 6 exons. Lineage: Eukaryota; Fungi; Ascomycota; Eurotiomycetes; Eurotiales; Aspergillaceae. Gene Ontology annotation, molecular function: iron ion binding; heme binding; oxidoreductase activity, acting on paired donors, with incorporation or reduction of molecular oxygen, reduced flavin or flavoprotein as one donor, and incorporation of one atom of oxygen. The coding region runs from base 1 to 1422 and encodes 473 amino acids.
AUGAUACAAGACUACCCGUUGACUAUCAUCGGGGCUCUUUUGUUCCUGGCUCGAUUGAAAGGCUGCCGAACGCCCAACAGCUAUCCUCACCGAGACAAAUUGCUAGGCUUUGACUAUCUGCGUGACUCCAUCAAGGCAAGGAAGAGCCAAUGCUACCUCAAGCGCGAGCAACAGCUACACCAGCAGAAUGGAAACACCUACCGAUCCAUCUUCCUAGGCCAAUGGGUAUUGAACACCAUAGAGCCUGAUAAUCUGCGAGUCAUAUUCUCCAGCAACUUCGCAGACUUCAAUACCGGAGCACGGCGUCGGAGGGCCUUCGGACCCCUUCUUGGGAACAGCCUCUUUCAGAUGGACGGGACGGAGUGGCGGUCGACACGUUCCUCCUUGCAGAAAUGCUUUGCGCAGGCUCGCACUGACGACGUUGACCUUUUCGAGCCCCAUGUGCGAGAUCUACUCACGGCCAUUCCACGUAACGGAGACACGUUAGACCUAGCUCCCCUCCUCCAUCACUUUGCGGCCGACGUCGCUACAGACUUUUUGUUUGGGGAGUCGCUUGACUCGCUCAACCAACCAGACAAGCUCGAGUCGGGCUUGUUGAACGCAUUCUAUGAAGCAGCAGCAGGAUCUUUGUUCUGGCCGCAGCGAUCAUUCAUGGCCCAUGUCCGCACGGUGCAUUCGUUCAUCGAGCCAUACGUUAACAAGGCAAUCCAGAUAGAUAGUCAGAACUUGUGUAAAAGCGAGACUGAGGAGAGUCGGCCGACUUUCCUGGAUCAGCUUUGCGAAAAGGUUCAGGAUAGGAAAUUGCUUCGGGAUGAAAUAUUGACCUUAUUCUUUGCCGGGGUUGACACCGUCGCAGCCCUUCUGGUCAAUUUAUUCUUCGUCCUAUCAAAACGUCCUGACGCAUGGAAGCGUAUGCGCGCAGAAGUACAACCCUUACAUGGCCAACGACCUACUCUACAGCAGUUGAAGGGUCUCAGAUAUGUGAAUGGCUCUAUUUUUGAGAGCCUCCGUAUUCAUCCGCCUCAAGCUUCGAACUCUCGAAUUGCAAAUAAGGAUACGAUCCUUCCAGCCGGCGGAGGAGCCGACGGCAAGUCUCGUAUCUUCGUACCAAAAGGUACGAUGGUGCACAUUGCGACAUAUGCUAUGCAUCGCCGACGAGAUCUUUGGGGAGACGACGCAGAAGAGUUCAACCCCGACCGCUGGAUCGAGCAAAAGCAGAAUUGGAAGUAUAUCCCCUUCUUAGGCGGACCGAGGAAUUGCAUAGGAAUGGAUUUGGCAAUCAACGAAGCCACAUACGUUCUCGCUCGGCUGGCGCAGAAUUUCCAAUCAAUAGACUCCGCAGAUCCCAACGACUGGGUCGAGAGCGCAGGUCUAGCGUUACAGUCCAAGAACGGAGCUCGGGUGGCAGUGACUUGGGAGUGACAAUGUGACGAGAGAUAUGUAACAUGGCGAGAUCGAGAAACGAUACUAGUAAUAUCUUACAGUUCCAUAAGACACUACUGAGAUCCGGCGUAUCAGAAAGACCAUGUCAGGUGACGCCGUGCAUAAGUGCCUGCAGAGGAGCGGGUCUUGAUAUAUGCACCACUUUGCUACGGUGGCCGUCGCUAGACACCCGGAUCGGAGUUACAGCAAUGUCUGUAGUCUAGCUUGAAUUGUUGCACAAAUCUGACACCGCUAAGAGCCUUGUUAUAGUCCGAUUGGAUUCCUCGAUACCCCACAAAGUAUAGUAGGCUGUGCUUAAAGACACAGAUAGCGGACAAGUCAGAGUUGGCUCUCGCAUCUCGGACACACUGGUUCCGGAUCAGAAUGCA